GAAUUAGUGACCAGAAUUGGAGGUAAUAAUAGGGUUACUAAAAAGAGAAAGAGAAAUAGUAUAGUAUUAUUAUUAUCAAGCGGUGUGGCAGUCUCUUCCUUAUCUUCUUCUCCGGUUCAUCCUGUCUUCCUCUCUUGAAGCUCGAGCCCCCACCCGUCACGAGCCCCUGCUUUCCAAAACCACAACAAGAUUCAUCUAUUCUAUUACUCCUCCUACUUUUAAACACCCAAUCUCCUCUUCAUUUCAUCCAUCUUUCUCCAACCAAUUGACACAACAACAAUCUCUACAUACCAAACCAAACCCUAAUCACUUAAACUCUCAAAAACCAUGAAGAGAGGUCGUGAGCGUAAGAAAGAAACCAAAACCUCAUCAUCAAGUCCUCCAGCAAAGCCAAAAGAUCUAACCCAGACGUUGCCAGAUUCCGGAGGAAUGGACGAGCUGUUGGAAGUAUUGGGUUACAAGGUCAAGUCAACGGACAUGGCUGAUGUAGCUCAGAAGCUUGAGCAGCUUGAAAUGGUGAUGGGUGAAGAUGGGGUUUCACAGCUGGCUGAUACUGUUCAUUACAACCCGUCUGAUCUUUCGGGUUGGUAUCAGAGCAUGCUUUCUGAGAUUAACAACACCGGUUCGGAUGUUGUUUCGUCUUCUGCUGAUUUUGAUAUCACUCUUCCUGGCGAUGCGUCUACUACCAUGAUUGAUUUUUCCAAUAAUAAUGUAACUAAUGGGCAGCAGACAAGUAAUAUGUACGAUGAUGAUCCGUACGACUUGCGUGCGAUUGCCGGGGGAGCUAUUUACGGCAUUAGCUCCACCGACGAGUCGUUGGAGGGUAGAAAUGGAAUUAAGCGAAUGAAAUCCGCUGGAUCUGAUGAAAUAAUUGAUGUACCACCCGAGUCACCACGCCCAGUGGUGCUUGUGGAUUCACAAGAAGCCGGUAUACGAUUAGUGCACACGCUGAUGGCGUGUGCUGAAGCCGUACAACAAAAUAACAUGAAACUUGCGGAUGCUCUGGUCAAACACGUCGGGAUUUUGGUGGCGUCGCAGGCCGGAGCGAUGGCCAAAGUCGCCAGGUACUUUGCCAGCGCUCUGGCUCAGCGAAUUUACAAGAUCUACCCUCGAGAGUCGCUUGAGGAUUUACAUAUGCAUUUUUACGAGAGUUGUCCGUACCUCAAAUUCGCUCAUUUCACGGCGAAUCAAGCGAUCCUGGAAGCGUUCGCGGGCGCGACACGCGUCCACGUCAUCGAUUUCAGUUUAAAUCAAGGUAUGCAAUGGCCAGCGCUUAUGCAAGCGUUGGCCUUGCGUAACGGCGGUCCACCGGCUUUUCGUUUAACUGGGAUUGGACCGCCGCAACCGGAUAACACUGACGCUUUACAGCAAGUCGGAUGGAAACUAGCUCAAUUAGCCGACACGAUUGGAGUUGAAUUCGAGUUUAGAGGUUUUGUGGCUAAUUCGUUGGCGGAUAUCGACGCUGGUAUGCUCGAUAUCCGCCCAACGGAUGAGGAAGUGGUGGCGGUGAACUCGGUUUUCGAGCUUCACCGCCUCCUUGCACGGCCAGGGGCCGUUGAUAAAGUGUUGAAUUCUAUGAAAGAUAUGAAACCCAAGAUAGUGACUAUUGUGGAACAGGAAUCGAAUCACAACGACGCCGUUUUUCUAGACAGGUUUAACGAGGCGUUACAUUACUACUCAACAAUGUUUGACUCGUUGGAGAGUUCCGCGUUGACUCAGUCGAACAGUCUAGAUUUGGAGAUGUCGGAAGUGUAUUUAGGUCGCCAGAUAUGUAACGUGGUGGCUUGUGAAGGUACCGAACGAAUCGAACGGCAUGAGACGCUGACUCAGUGGCGAACUCGGAUGAACUCUGCCGGGUUUAACCCGGUGCAUCUUGGAUCCAACGCGUUUAAACAAGCGAGUAUGCUUUUGGCUUUGUUCGCGGGCGGCGAUGGGUACAGGGUGGAAGAAAACGACGGGUGCUUGAUGCUGGGGUGGCACACUAGACCAUUGAUUGCAACUUCAGCUUGGCAACCUGGCAGUGUGGUUGAAACGUGAAGUGAGUCCUCUCGGAGAACGAGUUGCUGAACUCAGUGUCGAGUUUGGACGGUGGAAUGGGAGACAUGGAUCGAGGGUCAAAUCAAGUCCUUUCGCAAUUUACAUUUUAGACACCCAAGUCAGCUUUUUUAAGCUUUUUCCCACUACUAGUUGUUGCCUGUUUAAACGGGGAGUACUGUGUACUGGUGUUAGUGGUUUUUUUUUUGUUGAUAUUUUUUUUACUUUCAUUUGAAUAAAAUUCAGUGCGAGUGUUUAAAAUUCAGUGCGAGUGUUUACAAAAUGUGUUGCUGCUACUUGCUAGCCUAUAUGUAACACUUUUAGAGGAGAAUUUAUUUCAACAAUGAUGACUGUUUUUCUUCGA
Messenger RNA from Helianthus annuus (common sunflower), 2398 nucleotides. Its product is annotated as DELLA protein GAI. Gene Ontology annotation, molecular function: sequence-specific DNA binding; DNA-binding transcription factor activity. The record is from RefSeq and is a predicted model, not a curated record. Gene Ontology annotation, cellular component: nucleus. Bases 328 to 2037 code for a protein of 569 amino acids. Gene Ontology annotation, biological process: regulation of seed dormancy process; response to abscisic acid; regulation of DNA-templated transcription. NCBI's taxonomy places the organism in Eukaryota, Viridiplantae, Streptophyta, Magnoliopsida, Asterales, Asteraceae. The transcript has a single exon.